Molecule: messenger RNA, 2093 nt
Organism: Capsella rubella
Lineage: Eukaryota; Viridiplantae; Streptophyta; Magnoliopsida; Brassicales; Brassicaceae
Product: protein FAF-like, chloroplastic
Exons: 2
Coding region: 242-1639 (465 amino acids)
Source: RefSeq, a predicted model, not a curated record
UGGUUCCAUAAUGAAAGAAGUUGUCUAUAUAUAAAGCCACCUCUUCACUCCCCUCUUCAUAUGUCUCAUUCUCAUCAUCCAUCAAACAAACACAUCUUCUCUAUACAACACAACUUCACAUAACACACAACUUUGAAUACUUUUCAUUCACCCUCUCUCUCUCUUUUCAACUCUCUCAAUUAUCUCCAGGAAAGCGAGGGAGUAGUGUUGUCGAGAGAAGUUUGCGAUUCCUUAUUUGAGAAUGAUGGCUUGUGGCUUAAGCAAGAGCCUUAGCUUGUCUUCUUCUUUGAAGAAACAGCAAGGCAUAGUGACCAUCCUUGCUGGCAUUUCGUCGAACACUUCAUCUGCACCUUCGCUCAGGAGAACCUUCUCCGCCGAUUUGUCCUCCAAGACUUGGCUUUCCCAAAAUGGGUUUUCUCCUAUGAAGAGGAUCUCUUCCUCUGAGAAGCUUCGUGCUUCUUCUCCUGACCAUGAAGAAGCUGAGGAAGAAUCAAGAUCCGGGGUCGAUAUCUGGGCACAGAUUCAACAAGACAAGAACGAUAAGAAAGAGAACGAGACCGAGCCGGGUCAAUCCGAUGUUUGGAGCUCGAUCUUGUCGGACAAGAAGAAGGACGAAGCGAGCAACGACACGGUUCCUCCACCGUACGUUCAUCCUCUGAUGAAACGUGCGAGUUCUUUGAGCGAGAAAAGCCUCGAGAUUUGCACUGAGAGUCUCGGAUCCGAGACGGGUUGCGAAGGUUUCUCUUCGUACGCAUCGUCGGAGACUGGAGAUGCUGAAAUCGAGAUUCAGGAGCUCGUUGUUAACGUCACGGAGACCAAGGUUGAAGAAGAAACAGAGGCUGCUGCUGUGAUUGAGGUUGAUCAGCAAGAAUCGGUCACGGUUCCUAACAACGAGUUGCCUCGAGGAUCGUUUCCUCCUCCGAUUCGUUCUCUUUCGAGCCAAUCUGGUUCGUCUCUGCACAUGAAAACUCGCCGCGACAAUGGCCGAUUGGUUCUUGAAGCUGUCUCUAUGCCGUCGCACAACAACUUCUCCGCUAAACGCGAAGACGGACGUCUCCUCCUCAGUUUUGCUGAAAUCAGCAACGAAACCACUUACGACCAAGAAUAUGAGACUGAAUCGGAGGUUCAGUGGUUCGACGAGGAAGAAGAAGAAGAAGCAGAAGAAGAGAAAGAAGAAGAUGAGGCACCACCAGACGAGUUCGCCUACAAGCCCAAUGGGCUUUUCUAUAAGCUGGCACAAAAGUCCAUUCCUGUAACUGUUCAUAGGUUGGCCCAUAAGCCCAUUGGUGUACCAAAGAGAAACGCAAGAUGGCCUGUGACUGACGAAUUCGACACCAAAUCCGAUCUCUCCACACCGGUGGUUCACUCUCUGCCGCCGAGGCCAAGGGUGGCUCAGCUUGCUAGGUCAACAAAACCGCCGUCCACAGUGGACGACACCGUUGGAGCUGCUUGCUUCAACACAUGUGACUACUCUUGGAAGUCCACUAACACUGAAGCUUUUGGCCCAAUUCCAAACACAAAAACCCAAUUUCAAGCCCAAAACUUUGUGAACAAAUCAAUAGGUGACGGUUGGAUUAAUGGAUGCAAGGAACGAAGGAGGUCACUCUUGUCCAUUGAACCAUUUUGCAUUGCCACUUAGAGAAACUCUUUAAAAGACCAAAAAAGAGAGUAAUUUACAAAAGAAGCAUAAGCAUAUGAUAUAUUAUUAUUAUCUAAAUAUGUGUAUAUGUAAUCGAGUAUGUGCUUUACUCGAAUAUAUAUGCAUAUUAACCAAUAAUUGUUGUUGAUCAUGGUGUUUUUUUUCUACCUUAUUUUUUUUACCUCUAUAUGUUUUACCACUAACCUUUUUGGUUUGUGGGUAAAAAAGAAAAAUAAUUAUAAAAAGAUAAUAAAGAAGUAAGAGUUAGGAGAGGGAAGAAAGCUGAUGGGGUGAAAACUAGAAGUAUAAUUUUAUUGUUUUUGAUGAGGUUAAAGACCUUGUUGGAGUAAGAAAUAUUUUAUUAUGAUGAUGAGUGUUGUGUUUUGUACAAAGUGUUGUUGUUCUAUAUACACUCUUCGCAAACAAAAUGUGAACCUGCAAUUUUAUACGUUAA